ACAGUCCAUGCGUAGAUAAUUUUACUCUAAACAUGAGAAAUAUCCCCAGGAAGCGAUGGAACGCCCUGUUAGCUAUUAGCGUAUGUUAGCCAGCUGCGCUCAAAUGGGCGUUCUCUGCUUAGCUGAGAUCGUGGGUUUAUGUUAUUGAUUUUAUCUGGUUUGACAUCAUUGCAAAAGCUGUUAGCAGUGCUUUUUGCUCGUCGAUGAGUUGGUAAUUGUGUGGUAAUAGAUACGCAACGAGGAGCGUUAAUGUUGCGGUCGAUUAUGUACACCGAGUCUGUGAUGAAACUACAGCUUCCCAAAAUACCCGGCUUUAAGAUGGCUGAGAAGACCUACAACACGUCUACUAGAUGAGGGACCUCAAACUCUACAAAUGCUGAAGCCAAAGAACCGAAUCAGUUAAACCCUGAACUAACAGAAGACAAAGCAAAUGCGCCUCCUUACUUCAUCUUGUACGACACAGAUCUGUUUGUCUGGAAACAAGUUAGGUUUUGAGCCUAACUUGAGAUGCCCAUACAAAGGCCUCCGUACAGGCUGGAGCCCAGCUGUGUAAACUGAAGCCACCAGAAAACUGCAUUUCACGUAUGUAGGAUGUGCUUCUGAUUGGACUGAAGGUCUUACUCCUCUGCCACUUUUCAGUAACAUUGAAAGUUAGUUGGUGUCAGUGUGCACAGUGAAACAUGGUGGCUAAAAAUGGUGUUUGAAUGUGGCAUCCUGGUGCAGGGAGUGCCUAAAGAGGUGAGGCUCUCAGAGGAAAUAGUAACAACUGAACGAUAGCCUGUGGCAAAUCAUGGAUGCCAAGCUAAAAGAGGAUCUGUUCCGAAGGUAUGUGACUGCUUUGGAAAAGCGUCUGGAGGAAGGUGGAGGAAGUACUGCAACCGGAGUAACACUAAAUGGAGACAAAGGCAGAAACAAAGACAGUGAGGCCCUACUGUCCACAGCCACGGCUCUGCUUGGAGCCUACCAGCCAGAUCCUGGUCAGCGAUUUCGCAUGGUGCGAUUCUACGAGGUAGUAGAGAAUUCACUCCGCUGCCAGAGAGGAUGUAAUCUGAAGAGCCUGGAGAGAGCGUUCAACACACUGGAAACAAUUUGUACCAACUUGUUGCUUUUCCCUUGGAAGAAAGAAUUCAAAUGUAUAAAGACCUUCACUGGCCCCUACGUGUACCAUCUGCAGUCUGCCAUUCUUGAUGCUGAGCUCCAAACGCUAAUGCUUACCAUUGGAUAUUCUCGUGACCACGAUUCACAGUUUACUUUGCAGGAGCACCCAGGGGACACAAAUUAUCUCCGGCAGCUAGCAUUUGAGCUGUUUUUGGCCCAGGCAGAGUGUCGUCUUCUGGGAGAGGUAGUAGCUCUUGCCCGGGGUUCAGCCUCAGAGCUGGAAGCUUUGGAGCUCCGCAGAGGUUGUAGAGAUGAUGCAGCUGGCUGUGCGGAGGCACUCCGCAGACGUGACAGCCUUGGGGCUGAUAUGGCUCGACUGUCUGUGCGACCGCUGGAUAUAGAAAGGCCUCAUGCCCAUCAACUGAGGCGGGGUAGUCGACCCUCCAAGUCUGUGGAUGUUACAGAUGGGGCUGGUCACUGGCACGCAGCUGUUAACAAGCCUGUUUUGAAGGCGUCGUUGAGUCUAAGGAAGGAGCCUCUGUUUGUGGAUGCUCAGGAGGAUAUGAAGGAUGAGAUCAUCAGACCCAGCACCUCAGCUUCUUUUUUCUCUGUUGCAGCGCCACCUUCUUAUAGCCCCGUUGCAGACUUUUUCCCAAUUCAGUCACCUACUCCUGCCGACCCCUACACGUCCUACCAUCUGUCCUCUUUAGAUGAGAUCGACUUGUACACAGAGAAGGGAGGUGCAGGGACAGGAGGAAGGCAAACUCCAUCUCGACCUCCAUCUAGAGAGCCUCGAGAUGUCAGAGAUGGCUGGCUGCUUAAGUCUCACUGUAGUGUCAAGUGUCAAGGUUGUGGACUGGCGUGCUCAACAAUGACAGCCUGCCAGAGGUGUGACAUGAUUCUUUGUCCUGCCUGCCACGACGUGGACCCUUCUCCCUGCUGUGGCCUACAGGAGUACCACUCCAAAUCUCCGCGACCCCUUGAUGGAUACAUUCCCAUCAAGGAAAAGCUCUCUGUCUACUCCAAUGCUCAUACUCACUCCCAUCUUCAUCCGCAUCCCUUAACAUUAACCCAUUCCCAUCCUCAUUCUCAUCCUCACCCUCAAAUGUUGGAAAAACCCCUAGUCUCCACCAAGCUCUUUCCAAGUAAGUCUGCUGCCUUGACGACGCCAAAAGGGGGCAGCAGUGAGCGAAUCAGCAUGGGGGGAUCACGGUGUGGAUUUUGCAACAAGCCGGGUGCAUCACACACCUGUGUGAACUGCUCAAAAGUAUCAUGUGACUCAUGUAUGGGCUUGUAUGCAAAAGAUAUGUGCACCCGUAAGAAUCCUCAGCACAACUUUGUGCCCAACCAUCAGCUCAACUUUAAAUCUGGCACCAUAUCUCACUUAGUGUACCGAUGAAUUGGGCUGGCAGUUCAUUCUUUUAACAUGCAGUGUAGUCUUGCACUAUUCACCUGUCUUCAUGUUUAAAUAUUUCAUUUUGUGUUUUCUGUUUUAUCUUUUGGUCUUUUUAUUUUCCACUUGUACAUUUCCUUUCGUACUCUCAGUGGGGCCAUGCAAUGCACAUGCCACAGAGAUCCAUAUCAUCUACCUAUCUCUCUGCCUUGUACAACUUCAGGCCUUUUAUCUAUUAUUUUGUUUUAUCUUGCAUCCUGCUCUUGAGUAGUCGUGUGAUGUUGUAGCGCUUUCCAGUGUUCUCAAGUUUUUACACUCCUCAAUCGGGAAACUGGAGAAAAGUUAAAUUUUAUUUUGAAUGAAAUCAGUUCAAAAGACCAUAAUAUACAUUGCCUAACCUUUCAGCUAACAAAUCUAAUAUAUGAAUAUUAUAUAUACAGUAUAUAAAUAUAAAUGUGUGAGAGAGAGCGAGUGUGUGUGUAUGAAUGGAAAAGACUUCUGAGCUUGCGUUGUGUUUAAAAGUAUCUUAAAACUUGAAAAAAUGUAGGGAAAACUAAAACUUACACUGGAAGACAAUAGUAUAUAUUUUUACUCUCUGGAACAAUAUGAGACUGUUAAACAGGCUCGAGAUCUGGAGGUGGGAUUUAUUUAGAUUAUUUAUUCAUGUAUGUGAGUGUAGGGUAGAAGAUUUCUCAAAGGGACAAACUGUGGUCAGAGGCCAUGUGUUCUCUUUAAAAGAUUAUGCCAUGUAAAUGAACUCUGACAGGUUGGUGAUUAUAAGGCUGAGAUUUAAAAGCUGCUGUUGAAUAAAUUUGACAAUGAUUCUUUGAGAUAGUUGUCAGUUCCACAGCUCCCCUUUCAUUGCACUCCUCAACGAUCUCCCCUUCCCAGGUUAGUGGGUCUCAGUCAGUCUCAGGUGGGAUCACAGGAACUUUUCAUCUGGGCCACAAAUCAAGGGGCUGCAUAAAUGCAUGGGCUCAUUGAUGGUUUUAGGUUGUAUGAAAGUUUAUACUCUACUAUGGUUUCUGUCUACCUCAAAUACCAUCAGCUUAAACACCCAGUUUGACGUUGCGGUUUCAAACUAGCCUCAAAAAUCAGAAGGAAAAAAAGAAAACACCAUUUACUGAACUUAUGUGAUUUGCAACUUGUGUGUUAGCUUAGUAGAACCAUGUCAUCUUCCAAUCAGCUGAGUCGGAUAUCUUUAGAGGUUUAUUGUGUAAAUGUGGUUCUGCCACCUGAACAAUUUAGAAAAUGUUCUCCGUCUGGUUACGUUCUGUGCGUACAGUGAGCUGACAGAAACUGGAACAUCUGUGAAUUUUGGUAAACUUUAGAGUGACCUUGAUACAAGUAGCUUGUGAAGCUGAAAUUAUUUAUUUUUUGUUGUCAAUUAAGCCUCUUUGUGACACUGAAUUGUGUUGCAGUUCCAAGUGUUAUUUUCGUUUUUUUUCCAUUGACCAAAACGCAUUGUGUUAUUAUGAUUCAUUGCGUUACAAAGGUGGAGCUAAAGAGCUGAAACCUUUUAAAAGUAUAUUUAGCAUUUGAGCUUUGCAAAGAAAGUGGAUAUUACACUAUUUUUCAUUAAGAUUUCAUCUGCAUGCAAUGCACUGAUAUUGUAGCUUUUGUAURAUUUGAGUUCUGAGAAUCUUUCUGCUCCUUACAGUAAUAUAUUUUUUAAACACUAAAAGCUCUACUGACGCUUGUUGGAUAUACAGUAUAUAAACUAUAUACUGUAUGUAUAUAUAAUACUCGACUUAUGUUUUGUUUAUACUUCCAUUCUUCAUGUGUGUAGGGAAACAUGCAUUUUAUAUUGAAGUUUAUAGCAAGGGCUAAUUUUAAAUCACAUUUCAUUGAAAACUAAGUCUGAUUGCAGACUGUUUGGGCUCCUGGAGCCUUUAUCUUCUGUCAGAGCUAACCUUAAAAAUGCCUUAAGCUUGUUUAGCUCUGUCAUUGGGAAUUAUUUAGAGAAUAUUUUAGAUUUUCAGCGUCAUUUACCCUGUUUGUGUCUUAUCAACCCGUAAAUCUUAACAUUUUUUCAAUACUCCGGUGAUGUUUUAAAUAAGUAAAAUUCAAAGUUCUGAA
Messenger RNA from Austrofundulus limnaeus, 4570 nucleotides. RefSeq names its product spermatogenesis associated 2 (gene spata2). The coding region runs from base 791 to 2497 and encodes 568 amino acids. Gene Ontology annotation, biological process: regulation of tumor necrosis factor-mediated signaling pathway; protein K63-linked deubiquitination; protein linear deubiquitination. The record is from RefSeq and is a predicted model, not a curated record. The transcript is spliced from 3 exons. NCBI's taxonomy places the organism in Eukaryota, Metazoa, Chordata, Actinopteri, Cyprinodontiformes, Rivulidae. Gene Ontology annotation, cellular component: cytoplasm.